Molecule: messenger RNA, 942 nt
Organism: Symbiodinium necroappetens
Lineage: Eukaryota; Dinophyceae; Suessiales; Symbiodiniaceae
Source: the annotation of a GenBank genome assembly
AUGGAAGGGGAGGAGAUCCGGAACUUUCGGGGGCCCGUGUCCAAACUCCUGGGUGUCGCAGAGGACGAUUUCUUGGAGCAGAAGUUUGGCACGCACUGGCUCCAUGCCAAAGCCUCGGCGCUACGUUUGCCGUUUUCCGUGGAAGAUUGUCUCAGUCUGGUGUCGGAUUUCGAUGCGGACCUCCACGAGGAGGCGUGCUCGAAGCGAAAACUUUCAUACGGGGAGCACAGCGCUGUGCUCGACGAUGUCAGCAAGGAGGUGGCCUUCGGAGCUAGGGCAACACAAAUUUGGAGUGGAAGCUCGGUCAAUUUCUGGUCGGUGGCUAUCUGCCGGACAUUAGCUGGGUCGCUUGAGAGGCUAGAAGAUCACAAGUAUGUGGCGCACAUUCUGCGAGAGCUGCCUCUGCGGUGUUCCGAGGAUCUCGCUUUGCACGGCAGGAACUGGACCUUCAUCUUUAACAAGGCGCAUGCUGCAAAGGCGGAGCUGCACUCUCUCCAUCAUGCCUUGUGGGCCUGCUUCGGCGUCUCAGGCGACUUCAACGUGUACCUGACUCCACCCGGUUCGCAAGGUCUGGCACCGCAUGCCGAUCGACAUGACGUUUUCGUGGCGCAGCAAGAAGGAGAGAAGACGUGGACCCUCCUGGAACCCGACCAAGUCAGGGUGCUGGAGAACGUCACGCUGCUGCCGGGAGAUGUUCUGUAUUUGCCCCAAGGCGUUCCUCACUAUGCUCGAAGCGCCGGUUCGGCAUCCUCCCUGCACGUCACGAUGAGCGUCUACAGGGGCCACUUCACCUUUGCAGGCCUUUUGGCUGCCUGGCUCGAGGUGAGGCCAUCCCCCAAAGUGACAUGUAUGAUUCUCCCCAGGCCCCAGUCCAACAAGGAAAGCCUGUCUGUAUAUCCAAACCCUAUUCGAAAAGACAAGCUGCGCAAUAACCUAAUUUAA